Sphaeroforma arctica JP610 is the source of this 730-nucleotide messenger RNA. RefSeq lists its product as hypothetical. NCBI's taxonomy places the organism in Eukaryota, Ichthyosporea, Ichthyophonida. The coding region runs from base 1 to 399 and encodes 132 amino acids. The record is from RefSeq and is a predicted model, not a curated record. The transcript is spliced from 2 exons.
AUGGAAUGUCUCUGGUCGUGGGAUAUCUGUGGGUGGGUUGUGGUGUGUUGGGACUGGUGUGGACUUCCACCUCACCGGUUUAUUCAACUGAAAUUGCGUCGAGACGGAUCAGCGAAGUAUAUUCAAACAGGAGGUUGCAGUGGCACACGCACUCUUCUCCACUUAAUUAUCUGUGCGCCUUUGUUUAUUCCGCUGCCCGUAGGUAACGACGUUCUUGAGUUCAUAUCACAAUUGGCCAACGUGAUGGAUUGUGAUAAGAUCUUGGCUCUGGCGAAGGCUUAUGCGGGUCAUAGUCUGCACAGCAGUUCAGUCCCACCAGAGCUCAAGGCCUCACUGUACCCCAAGCAUGUUCGACCUCUGCAGGCGGGCCCGGACUCGGCUCAAGCAUUGCAAUCGUAGCAGAUGAUCGCAAUCAAACCGAAUGCAAAUAUUAGGAAGUACAUCGGAGUGGAAGGCUGCAAUGCUCCACUUUCCAUAUGAUGUGGUGUACUAUGAUGAGGAAAUAUAAUAGCAACAUCAGCAGUCACGGUUGUUGCGUAGUUAGGCAUUGUGGAUGUCCAUUCCAUCCCCCGACUUUGACAAGGACAGUUUUACUCCUUUUAAAGUUAAUACCGGACCUCCCUAUCAGAUUCUCAGCUUGCUUACUAGUAGACAUGAUUUAGUAGAGCAUCCAGUACGUGAAAACAAACAUCAUCACCACGUAGUUUGUCGAUGAAGAUUAAAAGGAACG